AUGGACUUACUACCCAAAGCCCUUGAACUUACGGAUGAUAAUGCAGGAAACAUAACUGCAUCUUUGGGAUUAUAUGGCCUCAGAAUGGGUGUGCCUGAGAAACCUUUGGCACCACCUGGAGAAGCAUUUAGGCAAAGUACAGGUUCCAUCAGCUCCAACUCAAAAGUAGAUGGCAACAUAUUGGCACCAUCCAAAAUUUCGUCAGUUGUGAAUGAAGGUUACAGGAGCACAGUAGGUUGUGGUCAGGCUGACGAAGAUGCUGAUAUUCAGCAAGAGAAUAUGCACAGCUGUUCAAGUGAGCAUGGAAUGGUUGCUCCUCCCCUUGACUGUACGUUCUCUCAACUAGGAGAACCAGGAAUUCCAAAAUCUGGGAAAGAUUCAGUGAACAUUGGGACUACAGAUGCAUUAGAACUACCAACUGAAGGGAUGACUCCAAAGUUCGGAGCUAUUCGAGGCUUGGAAGACAGUACUGGCAGGAGAUUACGAAGUGGCAAAGUUCUUGAAAUGCCAAGUGGUGGACCAAUGAAGAGGGGCCACAAGCAGAAAAAGAUCCAGCAGGAAGCAUCCAGUGAACAGAUGGUUAAUCAAGGAGCUACAUCAACUGCGGAUCUGACUUCUCAUGAAAAUGUAAAUGUAGGUUGA
Molecule: messenger RNA, 642 nt
Organism: Miscanthus lutarioriparius
Lineage: Eukaryota; Viridiplantae; Streptophyta; Magnoliopsida; Poales; Poaceae
Source: the annotation of a GenBank genome assembly